AUGUCACCACUGUUGACCCGCUGGCUUGUGCUAGCCGCACUGGCCUUGGUUGCCAGCGCUCAAUAUCCCCCCAUCUUUGGCCAGACGUACUACGUUUUCUCCACCGUUGAAGACCAGACCGGAAAUAUCGGCACGGUUGUGGCAACCGACCGCGACGGUGAUGCCAUCCAAUACAGUUUUUCCGGCUCCAGCGUUCAAAGCACCACCUCCACUCUGGCAGGGCAACUGGUCAUCGACACUAGCACGGGCACCAUCAGCACGCCGACUGGCCUCUCCGAGAGCGGUCUCACGACCGUCUAUGCCCUCUCAGGCUCCCCCCGCUCCUCGGCUCAGUGUAGCGUCGUUCUUCAGGUGGCGGACAUUAACAACAACCCUCCCACCUUUGACAAGAGCCAGUACAAUGUUUCCAUUCCCGAGAAUACGGCCUCCAGUAAUUUGGUCCAGGUCAUUGUCACCGACGCUGAUACAACCUAUGCGAAUCAAGACUACACCCUGUUCUUCAUUGAAGGCAACCAGGGGGGUGAAUUUCUCGUCAGCACGUCCGGCAUUGUCUCUCUCAACUACACCCUCGACUAUGAAAGACAGACAGCCUACCGCCUGCUGCUGGUGGCCGAGAACGUGGCUGCGCCCCCCCUCAACGACACGGCCUGGAUCAACGUGCUGGUGACGGAUCUUAACGAUAACGCCCCGAUUCUGAAUCCAACCUUGUACAAUGUCAGCGUUAGUGAAGCCACCCCUGCCAAUUCGAUCGUGGCCACGGUGGUGGCAACAGACGCUGAUCGACACGACACCGUGAGCUACAGCAUCGUUGACACAAAUAUUCCUUUUAGUAUUGGCAGUAGCUCGGGCCAGCUGAGACUGGCCACGGCGCUUGACUAUGAGACUCUGCAAAUGUACAACUUUUCAGUUCGUGUGACAGACUCAGGUACCCCCAGUCGCACCGCCACGGGCACUGUUUUAAUCCACGUUCAGGAUGUCAAUGACAACGCCCCGCGCUUUGGCCAGCCCGCCGGCUACGCCAUUUCUGUCCCGGAGAGCUUCAACGUGCAGCAACAACUCUUGCUCGUUUCUGCCACUGAUGCUGACCUACCCUCAACGCUCAACGGUCAAGUUCGGUAUGCCAUCAACGAAACCUCAGACUUUAUCAUUGAUGCCCUUUCCGGCGCCAUCCAUGCCGCCGCAGCCUUUGACUACGAAGCGCAGCAGUCGUACACCUUUGGCGUGUAUGCGCAUGACCUUGGUUCGCCCCAACGCACGACCCGGGUCUCAGUGGCCAUUACCGUGACCGACGUGAACGAUAACACCCCUCAAUUUCAGGCCCCAAACUAUGCAGUCAGUGUCUCAGAGUGGACAGCGAGCGGUGCCGCCAUUGUCAAUCUGUCCGCAACAGACGCAGACCUGCAUGACACGGUACUCUUUUCACUUCGCACCACCUCCGUGCCCUUUGGUGUUGACCAAAACACGGGCCAGCUUUCCGUCGCCGGCACCCUCGACUAUGAGACAAGGCAAUCCUACAACCUCACCGUGCGCGUCUCCGAUACGGGCUCGCCUUCUCGUCACGCUGAUACCUGGGUCCUGGUGACCAUCCUCGAUGAGAAUGACCAUGCCCCUAUUUUCGGCGCCCUAAAUGGCUACACCGUUGCCGUUGCGGAAGAUGUGAACGUUGCCAACCCCUUGCUAACGCUCUCCGCCACGGAUGGCGACCUCCCUACCACUGCCAACGGCCAAAUUCGCUACAGUCUGAACGGCACGGCGUCCUUUGCCAUCAACGCCACCACCGGGGUGAUCCACGCGCUCGCUCCCCUCGACUACGAGCAAACGCAAAAGUAUGUCUUCACUGCCACAGCUGCUGAUCUGGGCACUCCACCGCGCUUUGCCACCACCACCGUCACGAUCAAUGUGCAAAAUGUCAAUGACAACGUUCCCGUCUUUGGAGCUGCCUCGUAUGCCGUCAACGUCUCCGAGUCCACUCUUAAGAACACGGUCAUCCUUCUCGUCUCGGCCACUGAUGCUGACAUUCUGGACUCUGUCCGCUUCAGCAUUCAGACCGCAUCAGUACCCUUUGCUGUUGGUCAAACAUCCGGAGAGCUUUCCCUGGCUGGCACCUUGGACUACGAGCUGCGCACAAGCUACAACAUCACACUCCGCGUUACCGACACAGGGUCGCCCCCGCUGUACUCUGAGGUGCAGGUGCUGAUUUCCGUUUUGGAUGAGAAUGACAACGCGCCGCGGUUUGGGGCAGAAUCUUAUCAAACAUCCGUGCUCGAGUCGGUCAAUGUGACGCAGCCGCUCUUGCGCGUCUCGGCCACCGACGGUGACUUGCCCGCCACCGCCAAUGGCCAAGUUCGCUACGAGCUCUACAACGCUCUUUUCUCUGAUACAAACUUCACCGUGGAUGCCAUCACGGGCCAGAUCUAUGCAACACGUGCCCUCGACUAUGAGACAGUGCAGCGCUAUUUCUUUACUGUACAAGCUCAUGAUUUGGGUUCGCCCAGGCGCAGCUCCCCGGUGAUUAAUGUGACGAUCCUCGUCAUCAACGUUAACGACAAUGCUCCUCUGUUCGUCGAUGCGCCCUAUAGCGCCAACAUCUCCGAGGCCACCAGCAUUGGGACGGCUGUCCUUGCCGUGGCGGCAACUGACGCCGAUCUCGAGCAAACCCUGUCGUUCUCCAUCGUGGAUGCGGCCGUUCCUUUUGCCAUCGGGUCCCAAUCAGGAGUUAUCACGCUUGCCAACGCGGUUGAUCAUGAAACCGUGCUGUUCUACCGUUUUAACGUGCGCGUUCAAGACAGUGCUAGCAGUCCCCUCAGCGCCUUGGCCACAGUGACCGUAUACAUCACCAAUGUCAACGACAAUGCUCCAGAGUUUAGGGCCGAUACCUACAGCUGCACGAUUGCAGAGAAUUCAGUGGCAGGUACAUUUUGUCAAACAGUUCAGGCCGAUGACGCCGAUCGCGUGAAUAACGACGUAACGUACACCCUCAGCAACACGCAAGGCCGCUUUCGGAUCAAUCAUCUGACAGGUCGUAUCGAGACCACUGCGCCACUUGAUCGUGAAGCGCAGGCGAGCUACUCGCUGGUUGCUACAGCUGUUGAUUCCGGCAUCCCGCCUCGCUUUACCGAUGUGCCGGUGAUUGUGACUGUUUCGGACGUUAACGAUAAUCCUCCGCAGUUUGUCACAAAGAGCUUCACCCGCUCUGUGCCUGAAAAUGCGGCUGGGGGUACCGUUCUGGUUACGCUUGAAGUGACCGAUGCCGAUGUUGGCGACGCCUCGGCCGUUGCCUUUAGUAUCAACGGUGGGGAAGACCAAUUCGAGGUCAUCACAACGACGACCACCCCGGGCAAUGCCGGAACGGCGCGACUUCGCAUCAAGAACACAGCCACCCUUGACUAUGAGGCGGUCCGCAACUAUACCGUCCGUGUUACUGCGCUCAAUCCGGGAACGAGCAUGUCCGACGUCUGUACGAUUGACAUUCUGAUUACAGAUAUCAAUGACAACGCCCCUGUUUUUGGUCGCACCAGCUAUAGUACACGUAUCGCAUCCUCGACUCUCUCGGGCACCACAAUCUUGGCGCCACGCGCCACGGAUGUCGACACGGGUGCUGGAGGUGUCAUCACAUACAGUCUAUCACAGUCGGAUGCCGCCUCGUUUACUGUCGACGCCACCACUGGUGCCAUCAGCACGGCGCGUGUACUCACAGCAUCUGAUCGCAGUUUCUCGUUUGCCAUCAUUGCACGAGACGGCGGUGGCCUUUCCACUCAAGCGACAAUCUCGGUGACAGUGGCCACAACGUCCAACGAUCUGAACCCUCAGUUUGCUCAAGUCUCCCAAAUCACCUCCGUUCUGGAGAACUCGCCUGCAAUGACACGCGUCGCUCAGUUUGUAGCAGCCGAGGCCGACCAGGGUCUCAAUAGCCGCCUCAACUAUACCUUGGUGGAUGACCGCAAUGCUAGCUUUAUUGUCAAGACCGAGCUCAAUACCAAUAACCUGCGUGUUGCCAAUGUUUACACCACCCGACCUUUUGAUUACGAAUCUGGUGUUGUGUCUUACAUUCUCACGGUCGUCGCUACCGACUCAAUUAACACGGAUCGCCGAGGCCAGGCUACCUUGAUCCUCUCUGUGGAGAACGUCAACGAUAUGGCCCCCACUUUUGCCCGCCAGACCUUUUAUUUCAACUUUAGCGAAAACGCCAUUGUCGGCGCCGUUGUUGGCCAACUUGACGUCACAGAUGGGGAUCCUUUGGACGGUGGUGGCCGAUUCUACGUUCUUUCCGACGACGUGCCUCCCCAGCUCACCGUCACGUCUGAUGGUGUUAUCAAGGUGCAACAAACCGUCAAGUAUGAAGUCUACUCCUCCUUCACCUUCACCGUCCGAGCAGUUGACUUUGGUGCAAACCAGCUGUCUUCCAAUCUGUCGACUGUGAUUGUCUCUGUUUUGGACGAGAACACCUACGCCCCGGAAAUUUUGGAGCCCUCGGGUGAGGGAUAUGUGUGCUUAGUUGAGGAGGGCCGACCUGCGGGCACACGCUGUUCCACUCUUACAGCCAUAGACUAUGAUGCUCCGGGCACGCCUUUUUCCGAGCUCGUGUGGUCCUUAACGGGCUCGCCCGAAUUUGCCAUCAAUAGCUCUACUGGCGUGAUCUACACCACAUCUGUGAUUGACAGCUCGGUUCAAACCAAUUUCGCGCUCGUGGCCACCGUGCGCAACCCUGUGGGCAACGUUGGCAGUGAUAGCACCAACGUCAUUGUUCGAGUCGUAGAGCAAAACCUUUACGGGCCCCAAUUUGACUCUGCUGUGCGCCUCGUUGAGCUGGCCGAAACCGACUCAGCCCGGGUCAUCGUAGACUUGAACGCUAGCGAUCCGGACCACAGCAGCGUAGCUGACGUUGGCAUCACAUACACUCUCAAAGAGGCGGUGCCAGGCUUUUCAGUUGUCGCCUCAACGGGCGCGCUCCGCGCCGAUGCGGGCGUCCUGGAUUACGAGACCUUUUCUCGCAAAACCCUGACCGUGGUCGCCACGGAUGAUGGUGGAAUCCCACGCUCUGCCGAGAUUCUCGUCGUUUUGACCCUCACCGAUGUCAACGACAACUUUCCCACUUUUACUACUGAUAAUCUAGUCGUCGAGGUUGCCGCUGACGCAGCUAUUGGCUCGAUUCUUUCACGCGUGACCGCUCGCGAUGCAGACUCUGGCUUUAGCGGCAGCGUCCUUUAUUCUGUCACUGGUGGUCCCGUGCCGUUCGCCGUCGACCGCUCUGGCUACCUAACGACCACGGCAGCACUCGAUGCACUGCCUUACUCGUUUGCUGUGACAGCAACGGAUGAGGGUGAUCGGGAUGGCUUUAGUGCACUUCAAUCACUGACCCCUAUUUCAAUCACCGUGCGCCUACCUGACCCCGGGUCAGACUUGGUCCCUGCUUUUGAUGUUGCCUUUGCACAAGCCAACGUCUCUGAAGACGCCUCGAUUGGCCUUGGUAUCCUUGAUAUCCCCAUUGCUAACAUGUCGCUUGUGGCCUUUUUUGAGCUUCGCUCUGCCGAUGGCACCAAUGCUUCUGAUUUUGCCAUUGAUCGCAAUGGACAAUUGGUCGUGGCCAACUUUCUCGACUAUGAAACCAAGACGUUUUACAACCUCACCAUCAUUGCACAUGGCUAUGGGCCGAGCACUGCCACGUCUUCAAUGUGGGUGGCCAUCAACAUUCAAGAUAUCAACGACCACGCUCCAGUAUUUGAUGCGGUGCAGGUUCGCAUCUACGUCUCUGAGUUGAAGGAGGCCGGCUCGAUUAUUGGCCGCGUGCGGGCCACCGACAAAGACGAUGCCGCCCUUUAUGGAGCGGUGACCUACCAGCUGAUCGAAACAUUCCCGGCAUUGACUGGCUCCGCCCGCUUUUUGCUGGGCGUGGAUGACAGCGACAACGCAGCCACCAUUCAGCUCUCAGACCCAAGCCCGCUUGACUACGAACAAGUUCAGCUCUACACUCUGACGAUCCGUGCCAUAGACGCCGGUUUCCGCUUUGCAGAUGCCACUGUCUACGUCGAGGUGCUCGAUGCUCCAGAUGGGCCUGCGCUGCAAUUUGUUGACCCCGUUGCCUCAAUCAAGCUGCCCACAGGCUUCUCUGGUGAGGUGGCGACUUUACGCGCUGCCUUUGCCUCGCCGGCGCCGCAACAAACCAUUACCUACACGCUAACCCGAAUGACAGACUUUGCCAUUGGAUCUGUUGCCAACUCAGCGGGCCUUAUUUCGGCCCCAUCCCCUUUGAGCGAUGGGUUCUACUCUCUGCUCGUUCAGGCGUUGAGUAGUGCGGGCCAGUCUGUUUCCACCACGCUGAACGUCACGGUCGCGCCCGUGACGCCCACCGACGUGCAAUUCUCUGCUAGCAAUUACAAGGCAACCCUUGCAGAGUCGGCACCUUUGAGUACCAACGUCGUCACUGUCUCUGCCACCGUGAACGGUGCCUCAUCGGCGAGCAUGCGAUAUGCUAUCGUCGGUGGUGGCGAUCGUUUCUCAAUUGGCGCGAGCUCGGGCGUAAUCAGCCUGGCAGCUGCGCUCAACUACGAAGACGCCAGUUUCCAUGCAUUGACUGUGCGUGCGACGGAGACUGCGUCGGGUCAGCAAGCUUUGGCCACUGUGCGUGUAACCGUGGUCAACAUCGUUGAGAGCAUUCGCUUUGAGGCGAAUGUUUAUGCUGUUUCUGUGAGCGAGUGCAAUCACGGGGACUUGCCAGCCUGCAACUGGACUGCCCCGGUUCUGCGAGCCUUUGAUGAAGGCAAUAAUCUUGUCGCCGCCACUUUCAAUGUGAUCGGUGACACACGCUUUGUCAUUGGGCAGGACGCUACGCUUGCAUAUCAGGUCGAAUUGGCUCCGGGUGCCAUCUUUGAUUACGAGGCCACUUCGGUCGUCACUACGACUUUGCAGGCAACAAGCAACACCCUGACCACCUCCGCCACGCUCCAGAUACACGUGCUGAAUGUGGAUGAUCUGGCCCCAGUCUUUGUUAACAACGCUAGCCUUCUCGAGCCCAUUGUUUCCGAGGGCCUGCCCGUCGGGAGCGUCGUGACCUCGAUUGCCGCCUACGACCCAGAUGUUACCACAGACGUGGCUCCGAGCCUCACUUUUGCCCUUGCGGAACCGUUCGAACCCUUUGAGAUGGAUGGGACCUCAGGCACCCUGCUGCUUCGCUCACCCCUGGAUCGCGAAACUCAAGAUCGAUAUGCGCUCAACGUUACGGCCACGGAUCUUGUGGGGCGCACCAGCGCCGUUCUUGUCAACGUCACGGUAACUGAUCUCAACGACAACGCCCCUGUCUUCAAUGAAUCCGUUGCGUGGGUGGAAUUCACCUCUCCAAUUUUGGAUGGAAGCUACGUGACCACUCUCAAUGCGUCUGAUGCGGACAUUGGGGUCAAUCGCCAACUGCGAUUUGCCAUCAGUCGGCUUCAUGAUGCCGGUGACUUUGUCGUCAACGCCGAGUCGGGCGUUGUGGAGCUCUCGCGAGCUCUUGACGUCGGAACUUACUCCGUCAUCGUUACGGCCACAGAUCAGGGGCAGCCUCAGCUCAGCAGUGAUCCUGAUGCCAACGUGACCGUGGCUGUACUUCCUCCACCCACACGUCCCAGCUGGGUGGUUCCAGCACUCUUGGUGCGCACGCUGAAUGAGGAAGCUCCUGCCAGUACCAUUUACACACUGACGCCGCUUAUCGAUGACCGAACAGUUACGACAGAAGUAGUGCUCCUCACUGACACCACCGACUUCGAGGUGGUGGAGAGCAAUGGCAAUGUGCAACUUCGCAGCACUGUCCCCCUUGAUCGAGAGACCCAGGCCACGCAUACCCUACUUCUAGGCGUCCGCGACCCCGCUGUGAGCCCUCUGAUGGAAAAUUUGACGGUGUCAGUGGAACUUCAAGACGUCAAUGAUCACGACCCCGUGUUUGUGCACCCGUACAUUCAGGUCAAUCUCUCAGAGGCCGUGCCCAUCAACACCACCGUUGCGAGCGUGUUGGCGACCGACCUGGAUGAUGGUGCCAACGGUCAUGUCCGAUUCUCCGUCGAUGCAGGUUCGGAAUCCCCCUUCUUUUUUGUGGGGCCAGCAGGCCUCAUUGUGACCCGAGCGAGCCUCAACUACGAGUCACUCUCCAACGCCACCAUCGUGCUGAUUGUGCAUGCCACGGAUGGUGGAGGGCGUCAGGCUCUGCCACCUGCCACAAUUGUUAUCGACAUUCUCAACGAGAACGACAAUCAUCCAGUGUUAAAUCAGAGUGACUACUUUGUCGAUCAAAUGGAGGGCGAGACGAAUUCGGCCCUGGUUCAAGUCGGCGCUACAGAUGCGGACGGGCCAUUAUACCCGCUGACAUUUAGUUUGGCGGCGUCAGACAUUGCCCAGGGGUUUGCAAUUGAUGCAGCCACUGGCGUUGUAUCUGUGACCGCGCCCUUGGACCGUGAGACGACUGAUGCGUACACGCUUUUAGUGACCGUCUCCGACGGCGUCAUUGCCUAUGAUGUCGUUGCCAGUGUACAUAUCACCGUGUUAGAUGCCAAUGACAACACGCCUGUGUUGGAUUCAAGCGUGGACACGCUCGUCUUGGAUGAGAACACGGAGCAAGUAGUGCUGCCUUUUGGCGUUUAUGCUUCGGAUGCUGAUAUUGGAAUGAAUGCCGAGAUUUCGUUUGCCUUGACAUCCGACCCAGCCUGGUUUACCAUUGAUGAGGCAACCGGUGUGGUUUCGCGCUCGGGCGCGGUCGACUUUGAGCUGCUUCGUGCCUCCACUGCCGCAUGCCCAACCAGCAAUGUGAAUGGCUCGCUGAUCCCCAUCACUUUGUCCGUGACGGCCACGGACGGCGGCACGAUUGCCCGGUCCACUGACAUCCAACUUGUCGUUCUAGUGCGUGAUUUGAAUGACAACCCCCCAACUUUGGUCGAUGCACCCGCCACCUACGAGCACAACGAGAGCGUGGCCACGUUUCCGGUUGUGGUUGGUACCUUUGUCGCUGCCGACGAAGACUGCACCUCAGCCACUUUGAAUUUUUCCCUUGUCAAUGCCUCUGAUGCAUCCUAUUUUGCUGUGGUGCCCGUUGCGCCCCAAACCGCUGAGUUGCGGCUCAUCAAAGCUGUUGAUCGUGAAGUCACACAGACCCUAUCGGCAACCUUAGCGGUCUUUGAUGGCGCCACGGCCAUUGCCUCAACGCUUGUUGUGACCGUCCUGGACGCGAACGAUAAUGCCCCAGCCUUUGCGCAACGCCGCUUCGAAACAGACCUGAGCGAGGCUGCUCCUGGAACAAACGUGCUGUCCCUAGUCGCCACCGACGCCGAUGCUGGACAGAAUGCAGAAAUAGUUUACUCCAUCAGCAGCGGUGACCCCAACAAUGACUUUGCACUGGACAACGAAACUGGCUUGCUCACCACUGCACGUCUCAUUUGCUUGUCAGACGCGAUCGAGGCUUAUAAUUUGGUGGUGGCCGCGGCAGACCGUGGUAUCCCGUCCCAGCGCACUGAGGUGGCUGUCUUCAUCCGCAUCGUUCGUGCCGCAGACGCUACCAUCCUGUAUGCUGCGAAGGACAUGAACGUCACGAUUAUGGAGCACGUUGCCAUCGGUACGACCGUGGCCAAUCUCGAGAUUGACAGCGGCAACUGCACUUCUUCAGUUGAUUAUAGCCUGAGCGUGCUGCCCGCUUCCGGUACUCCUUUUGUUAUCGACCCCUCCUCGGGCUUGGUGACUGUCAAUGCGGAUCUCGACCGUGAGACGAUCAAGGAAUAUGAUUUGAUUGUCACGGCAUCAACAUCGACCGGUGUUGAGGAUACCAAAAGCGUGACUGUGCACCUUGCAGACCGCAAUGACUUUCCACCCGUCUUUGCGGUCAACCUUACUCGCGCUUCGAUCGUCGAAAACGUGGCCACGGCCGAGACUGUGGCCACCGUGGUGGCCACAGAUGCUGAUGAUUGUUCUUCGUGCAUGCUGAGCUACAGCAUCACCGCUGGAAACGCCGGGGGCACGUUCGCCAUCGAUGAACAGGGCCGCAUCACGCGCGUUCAGGCCCUAUGCGCUGCCGAUCGUCCCACUUUCACCCUUCAGAUAACGGCAAGUGAUGGGGGUAGCCCGGCCCUCACAGCCACGACUAUCGUCAUCGUGGCUGUCACCGCCGCUCCGCCUAAUACCAACACCGCACCUGUUUUUAUCAUUGCUGACCAAGCACUUGAAAUUCCUGAGAGCCGAGCACCAGGUGUGCUGCUGAAUGCCGCUGCCGUGGAUCCCGACUGUGGCGAUGAAUUGGUGUACGAUAUUGUGGAAGGCGAUCUUUACUCCGACUUCCUCUGGCUCACGCAAGCUGGCAACCUUCUGCUGGUUCGAGGCCCUGAUGUCAGUCUGCUGGCUGAGGCGCGCGUUACCCUGCGUGUCACAGACCUGGACGGCGCCUCCGCGCUGCUUCGCGUCAACAUCACUUUCCUGGAUGCAGCCGGCUUCCCGCGCUCCAAUGAAGGCUUUCCGAGCUUUGACCUGGAUCAGUACAACUUUACCGUGGUAGAGGCUGCGGCCGGGCUCGUCGUGGGGACUCUCUCGGCCACCGAUGAUCGCGCGGUGGUGUUUUCGCUGGUGGGCACGGACGCCCAAGUCUUUGACAUCGAUGCUGGCACCGGCUUGUUGACCACCAUCAGAGACCUUUGUGCCGCUACACAAAACGCAUAUCAUUUUACUGCUCGUGCCCACGAUGAAGGUGGCCUGGUAGCCUCGGUGCCCAUUACAGUCAGUGUCACUGGUGCUCCAAACGCGGCACCGACUUUCACCGCCGAUACCUUGUCUUUGCUCACCGUGCCCGAAGAUGAAGCUGUGGGCAGCUUAGUGGGCUCGCUUUACGCCACCGAUUCCAACUGCGGGGACAUGCUCAUUUUUAGCAUCGUGUCGCAGACCCCCUCCGGUUAUUUUCUCGUGGCGGCUGACUCAGGGGCUAUUACUCUGAGCCAGACACUCGAUGCCGAGACGACGAGCACGCACACACUUCAGGUGGCAGUCAGCGAUGGGACGGUCCAAGCCCUCCAGGCCAUCACCAUCACCGUCACAAAUGUGGACGAUGAGGCACCCGUGUUCGCCACUGCCAGUGCUUCCGUGAGCAUUCCUGAAAACCAGGUUGCUGGAGAGACCAUCUACCUGGCGCAGGCCACAGAUGCCGAUUCGGUGACGCUUCGGUACACUCUGACCAACAGCUCGCGCUCGCCCUUUGCCAUCGAUGCCGUCACCGGUCAGGUGGCUGUGCGCGGCACGCUGUGCGCUGCCACAACCCCUUUGCACUUGGUCGAAAUCGUGGCGUCCGACGGUGUCAAUGCAGGCUACAUGCAGCUUGCUGUGACGGUGACCUCCGUCAACGCCUACCCGCCCAGCUUUGAGUCCUCUGUGUAUCACUUCCAGGCGUAUGAGGUGCAAGCCUCGGGUUCAUUUGUUGGCCGGGUGGCCGCGCAAGAUCGGGACUGCGGUGAUACUUCCUUCGUCUAUAGCAUUAUUGGGGGCCAAACCAGCCCCGCCACUUUCAGCAUCAACGCUGACACCGGCGCCAUCGCCAUUCUGCGCCCCGUCGAUUACACCAAGCAAACCCAGCACACGCUGACGGUCAUGGCCAGUGAUGGCCGAUCCGUGCCUCGCACCGGCACUGCGCAGGUCAUCGUCUCCGUAAAGCCCAACUCGGGUGACUUGCCCGUGUUCACCGAGCCGACAUACUUUUACGUGGUUCCAGAGGAUGCCCUGCCAGGCCACGUGCUGGGCAUGCUGGCCUAUCGCAGCCCUAACAAUGUGCAAGUUGCAUUUAGUAUCGUUGAUGGCAACGAGGAUGCUUUCAUGGCCCUCAACGCCAGCACUGGUGCCCUGACGAUCGCAAGCGAGCUUUGCUAUCGGCGCGCCGCUCAAGUACAGCUCACAGCACGCAUCGUGAAUACAAACGAUACCUCUCUCUACACCGACACGGUGGUCCGCAUUGACGUGCUUCAAGCCAAUGCUCACGCCCCUCUCUUUGCCAACUCAUCGGCCGACUCAGCCUCAAUCAGUGAGACGACAUCAGUUGGCACGGUGGUGCUCACAGCGACGGCCACUGACGCCGACUGUGAUGAUGUGGUGACAUAUGCCCUCCUCUCCGGUGGCGACUACUUUAGCAUCCAAGCCACCACGGGCCAAAUCCGCAUUGAACAGGCGCUCGCCUAUCAUCUCCACUCUUCACACGUGGUUCAAGUCCAGGCCACCGACCUCCUUGGGCGCGCCACGUCCAAGGUAUUCACCGUCAACGUCAUCAACGUCAAUACGCUGCCCCCUCGGUUUUCUCAGGGCAUAUACGAAAUGAGCAUUUUGGAGAGUCGUCCAGUGGGCAGUUUGGUGGGCACGCUGGCCGCCGAGGAUGCCGAUUCUACAAGCCUAACGUACACCAUUCUCUCAGGCAACAGCGGCUUGACUUUUGCAUUGAGUGCGACGUCGGGCAACCUGACACUGCGGAAUACGGUGUGCGCCCGCGAUCCGGGCUCAUUCGUACUCGUGGUUCAGGUCACCGAUGGCCAGUUUACACAUAGCACGGUUGUGCGGGUCACGGUUUUGCGCGAUGUCCAGGCCCCCCCGACCGUUGCUCUCACCGCGCCAGUUACACUCUACUCGGAUGCCGCUGCCGGCACUGCUGUUGCUGUUGCGCGCGCCACCGUCGUGGAAUGCUAUGGCAACGUGACCUUUGCCGUGGCAGCCUCAAACGCCGCCCCCAUCACAAUUGACUCGACCACGGGCCUGGUGCGCACGAACGGACCCCUUGUGGAAUCAGCUUAUUUGGCGGCCAUCACGGCCGCCAACAACGCUGGAACUACCGCCUUCAACUUCCUCCUUCAGGUUACGACGCGCCCAGCCACCACGCCCAGCUUCUCCCAGACACACUAUGAAGUCAACGUCCUCGAGACGACCGACGUUGGCGAUGUCGUUUUUCUUCCAAGUGUUGAGGCAAAUGGAGCAACAGUGACCUUCUCGCAGGACGGAUCUGCUUCCAGUCUGGCCGUCGAUACCCAAACCGGGGAUGUCCGGCUUCUUCGAAGCCUCUGCGCGGCCUUGCAGCCCCAACUCAGCCUGGUGCUGCUUGCCACCACUGCCACUGGAGCCACGGCGCGCGCCUCCAUCACCUUUACUGUGGUCGCCAUCAACGCCCACAAACCCACUUUCAGUCGUUCUCUGGUAACGGUCAGUGUGGCCGAAAACACUCCACCCCUGACACCCAUCUUGGCCCUGUCAGCUUCGGACGCCGACUGCACGCCCGCCCCGCUGGCUUUCUCAAUCGUCGGCGGCGGCACGGCUGCAACCCAGUCGUUUGCGCUGGCUCCAGGUACCAACGUUCUUCGCACGCUGGCCACCCUGGAUUAUGAGGCUCAGUCGUCUUUCACAAUCUUUGUGCGCGUUUCCGACGGCACUCUCAGCUCCGUAGCUGAGGUUCGUAUCACCGUCACGGAUGUGGCCGACCAGGCUCCCGUGUGGGCGGCCUCCGCAUAUGCCGCUUCGGUCCUGGAAAAUGCUCCUCUGGGUACUACAGUGACCACUGUCGGUGCAGCCACCCCCGAUCGACAGGCGCUGUACUAUUCACUUGCCGCUGGCAACGAGGCAUAUGGCUUUCAGGUGGGCACCACAAGCGGCGUUGUAUCACUGCAGCGCACUCUGUGCGCCCGCAAUCAGGACUCUUACAACCUCACGGCCCGUGCAACUGUGCUGGCCAACACGGCCAUGUUUGCGGACGUGGCCGUGACCGUGGCUGUGGUGGAUGCCAAUGAGUAUGCUCCGGUGGUCCGCGUACCGGCGGCCAUGCAAGAGCUGACAGAAGCCACUCCCGUGGGCUCGACACUGCUCACGCUGACGGCCACUGACGCUGAUUGCAACGAUCAAGUCCGUUUCCGGAUCGUCGGCGGUCAAGCCAACCCCGCACACUUUGCCAUCGACGCGCUGUCGGGAGCCAUUACGCUGAUUCGCGCGGUAGAAUCAGCAGUCACCACCACACACGCGAUUCGCAUUGAGGCGUAUGACAACCACCCUUACAACCCCCGUUCCACUCUUGUCACUGUCGGAUUCCUGGUCCUCGAGGCCGGCGCCCUGGAUCCUACCUUCACGGCCCCCUUGGUGAGCGUGACCGUGGAUGAAACCAUCCCAAUUGGAACAGUGGUGGCCCAGCUCACGGCACGGGACGAGGACGAACCAGGAACCAUUGUUCCUGAAGAAUUUCGCCUUGUCGGGGGCAAUGCGCCUGGUCUGUUUGCUGUAGACCUCUAUAGUGGCAACGUGACAUCGACCAGCGCCCUGUGCGCCGCCGAGUUGCCCGUGAUCACGCUCCAAGUGACCGUGGGUGAGGAGGGCCAGCCCUACGACGUAGCUACCGUCAAUAUCUCAGUCCGCAAUGUCAACAAUCAUGCGCCCGAGAUUACUGCAAGCUCGCUCAAUGUGUCGGUGUCCGAGGACGCGAACAUCGGCACGUUGGUCUUUAGCGGCAUUGCCACCGACGCCGAUUGCCGCGACGUGCUGACAACAACUCUGGUCGGCGGUGAUUCGGUACCACCUACUUUCUACGUGUCGGGUGUCGACUCGAAUGGCGCCUUUUCGGUUGGACUGCUGCGCCGCGUGGACCGUGAGGACGUUCCAUUGUGGUCGUUGACUGUGCGUGUCAGUGACGAUGCGGGACGUAGCUCCACCGUGACAGUGCACUUGUCCGUGACGGACAUCAAUGACAACAGCCCCCUGUUUGGCCAGAAUGUCUACACCGCGGCCAACCUGCCCGAGCGGACAGCAGUGGGUACUCGUGUGGCCACGGUACAGGCCUCCGACCGCGACACGGGCCUCAACGCUGCCCUGCAUUAUUUCUUUCUCACCCCGACCUCAGUGUUCACACUCAACGAGACCACCGGUGUGGUGAGCUUGGCGCAGACCGUGUGCGCCGACAUCCGCUCGAUCUACGAGCUGCAGGUCGUUGCUCAAGAUCAGGGUGUGCCGGCUCGCAACGAUACAGCCAACCUGAUCAUCAGCAUCGCCCCGGUGAACGACUUUCAGCCACGCAUAGCCGGCUCAGGGACGCUUGCAGCCAUGGUCAGUGAAGCUGCGCCUGUGAACGCCUCAGUCUUUUCAAUUGUCGCAACGGAUGGCGACUGCGAAGAGACGUUGACCUACACCAUUGCUGCCGGAGACUAUGAGCCGCCCUACUUUGCCAUUGACAACGUGACAGGCAGCAUCAUCGUGGCCCGCACACUUGACUAUGAGUUGGUCACCCGCUAUGUUUUGCAGGUCCACGUGUCCGACGGCGAGUACACAGACUCAAGCUCACUGGUCAUCACUGUUGAGGAUGUGAAUGACAAUGCACCCGUCUUCUCACGCACCACCUAUACAGCAACCUUUGCUGAGACCCAAAGUGUGGGUACAACAUUGCUCACGCUCGCUGCUUCGGACCGCGACUCGGGCAUUCGUGGCAUGUUUGAUUUCGCUUUGAUCAGCGGCAACGGCGAUGGCCGAUUCGACCUCAAUGCUACCACAGGCGAGCUCAGCUUGCUCUUACCUUUGGAUAGAGAAAAUGCAUCCUCGUAUACUCUCGGUGUUGCGGUCACCGACCGGGGCACACCGGCUCUCAACUCGACUGCCCGCGUCAUCAUCACCGUGACGGACGUGAACGACAACGCGCCGCAGUUUACGGCAGAGACGUUUAGUGUGUAUUUGGCUGAAAAUGCGCAGGCUGGCGACCCAGUAUUCACCGUGACCGCCACGGAUGCUGACGUUGGUGUCAACGCGGCACUGAGUUUUACGCUCCUCGCCUCAGGUGAUGCUGCGCGCUUCAACAUGAGCGCAGAUGGCAGCAUCACCGUGGCCGCCGGCGCCUCGUUUGAUCGGGAGACACAAGAGUCCAUCGUCCUUACCGUCCGUGUUCGCGAUGCAGGUGUGCCUAGUCUGCAGAGCGAGACCACACUGACCGUGCACCUCACAGACGUCAAUGACAAUCCGCCCGUUUUUGCAGUUGCCACACAAAACGUCAGUCUGAGCGAAAAUGCCCCUGGCACGCUCCUGCUGACCGCAACCGCGACGGACGCAGAUGUGGGUGCCAACGCUGGCAUUGUUUACAGCUUGGAAAAUACCUUCUCGGGACGGUUUACCAUCAACGCGUCCAGCGGGGCUUUGUCCACGACAGGACCACUCGAUCGCGAGGCUCAAGCUGCAUAUCGCCUCGUCGUGGUGGCGUCUUCUAUCAUGCCGCCGCUGCAAGAAGCUACUCUUGAUGUUUAUGUCACCGUGCUGGACAAAAACGAUAAUCACCCAGUCCUUCAGUCCACCGAAUACUCGAUUGUCUUACCCGAAAAUGCGGCCGUCGGCACCCUAAUCCUACAACUCAAUGCUACAGAUGCGGACGAGCCGGGUCAACCAAACUCGCAGAUAGCCUACGCACUCAUUGACGGCAACACUGAAAACCUCUUUGCGCUAGAUACGACCACAGGCGCACUCACCGUGGCUAUUUCCCCCAACGCUGAGGUGCACAGUGAUGCAAGCCUCCUUAUUCAAGUGCGAGACAUGGGGCCUGGUACUUUUGUGCUCAAUAUCACGAUUGAGAUCUUGCUGCAGGACCUGAAUGACAACCCGCCCGAGUUUGACAGCGCCAGCUACACGGGCAGCGUAGCAGAGGAUGCCGCGAUCAAUACCACCGUGACCCAGGUCUCCGCCACCAAUCCAGAUGUCUCGGCUGACCCCAUCAAAUACUCGAUUCGUGCUGGCAACGCAGCCGGACGCUUUGCCAUUGAUGCAACCACGGGCGAGAUCCGGGUGGCACAAGUCCUUGAUCGUGAAACGACACCUGGAUAUGUUCUCACGGUUCGCGCCGAUGAUAGCGUUCAAUUGGCUCAGACGUCGGUGACCAUUACAGUCACAGACGUCAACGACAACAGUCCUGUGUUUGUUCGGCCAACGUACUCCACUGCCAUUGCCGAGUCUGCUCCUGAGAACUCCCCUGUUCUACAGGUGUCGGCAACGGAUGCCGAUGUUGGCCUCAAUGCACGUCUGAGCUACGAGCUUGCAGGCUCGACCAUGCUGCUGACUGCAACGAAUGCCGUGGUGCCCUUUGACAAUGCCAGCACGUUGCCCUUUGCUAUCAACGCCAGUACGGGCCAGAUCACCGUCACCGCCGCUCUUGAUCGCGAGACUGUCUCGCGCUAUGACCUUGUUGCGUUAGCUCGGGACGCUGGCACGCCACAACGCAACGCAACAGCCCUCGUCACGGUCAACGUGCGUGAUGUCAAUGACCGUGCCCCUGUUUUUGCGCAAGCCAUGUAUACUCUGUCGCUGCCUCGUGAGACCCUGGCCCCGACAGCGCUCGUCAACGUGAGUGCGAGUGAUGCCGAUCUCAAUUCUGUUCUCACCUACCGUGCCCAGUACACUGAGCCUGCUGGUGUUUUGGCCGUCAACACUGCGGGUACCGUGCGCCUUGCGAACAGUCUUUGUGCGCUUUCAGCCAUCUCCUUGGUCCUUGUCGUGGAGGCGUCAGAUGGUACCAACGUAGGCUCGGCCAUCGUUCAGGUCAACGUAACGGACAGCAACUCUCAUGCCCCCGAAUUUAGCAUGCCCUCCACGACCUUUGCCCUGCCCCUGGGCACACCGGCGGGCAGCGAUGUCACAAAUAUCAUUGCAACGGAUGCCGACGUGGCCUGCGGUGGGGGUCAGCUUACGUACGCCAUCCGAAGCGGCAACGUUGAUAAUGUCUUUGCGCUUGAUACCUUCUCCGGGGCGCUUUCGGUGGCGCGAACGCUGACCAGCGACAUGCCGGGCCAGUUCACCCUCGUGGUUGCGGCAUCCGAUGGCUCACUGUCAACGACGUUGCAGCUUGACCUCUUCCUUGUGUCGCAAGUGGUCCCCAGCUUUGCAGUCGCUGGCACGGGCUUUCGAGCUCCGGGUGUAAGCUCGGGUGAGGAUCGCACGGCCUCGACCAGCGUCGGCUUCUUGGUGGACUCAAAUGUCAAUGGUCAAGGCACCUUGACCGCCAAGUUUGGGGCGUUAACGGCCAGCGCCCGUUAUCGCGACGCCUUUAAACCCGCCGCUUCAAUUCGGGCUAUUCUUCUUACGGAUGAAGUGUGGUUUGAUGAUGCCCAGGUCCGCGUCGCCCUCCAAGUGCGUGACGAGGACCAUAGCGUCAAGGUCGCAUCGACCACUGUCGUUGUACAGCUCGUGCCGGAGCAAGCUCUUUUGGACAUUGCCACCACCAGCAUUUCGGCCCAAUGCACCGUAGGGAGCUCGGGUGCUUGUACCGUUGAGACGGCCAGCCUUCCUGAUGCUUAUUUUGUGCCCGGACAAUCCUACCAGGUGAGCGUGCAAUACGGCAUCAGGGAUGGUCCGAUGUCCGAGUUGGGUACUGUGCGCCUGCGCUCGCAAACGAGUGCUCUGACCGACGACAGUUAUGUCGAUGAUGUGGUCCAGGAAUUGCCUGGCCGACCGCUGUAUCGAGGCCAGCGCUUCACGGUUCCGGUCUUAUCAGACCCCUCGUAUGACGUGCGGUCCUUCACUUUCUCUAUUGUCACGGAUUCCAAUGUGUAUCUGGAAAGCGUGAGCUUUGACAGUUCUCGGUGGACGCUGGUGCGUACAACUUCAGGCCGCACCAACGGCAUCGUUGCAAACCUGAAAGAUGCCAGUCUGGCGCGCCCAGGGGUGAUCGGGCGCCAACAGCUUCUUUUGAUCACCUAUCGCGUUGAGGCGACCGCUGUUGAGGACGCUGCCUCCUCUCUCAGCUUUACCGUCGAAAACUUGGUUACCACCGAGGGCAGUGUGCGCGUGCGUGGCCUUGUUGGCUCACAACCUGGCACCUACGCUGAUCGUAUCGGUGUAAGCCAGGCUGGGUCUGUUUUCAUUGCUUCAAACGCCGUCAAAGGCAUCCUGCCCUACGUCGAUCAAAGUCAGUUGGUCAACACUGCCGUCCUCACAGGCUCCGUCGUAACUGCAAACAUCAAUGUGCUGGCGUGCUAUGUCUGCUCUCGCUCCAGUGCGGUUGACUUUUGCGAUGCCCAGUGCAGCACUGUCAGUCGCAGCCUGGCAUCUUGCAGCUCAGCUGAUACUAAUGUGGCCGCCGUAUCGGGCUGUCAGGUCCGCUUGGCUGGCACCGAGACCACAGGCGCGGCCUCGCUCUUGAUGACCGUGACGUACAACGGGCGCAGCAACUCCGUCCCGCUGCAAGUUUGGCAUCCUAGCAACACGGUGCUGUCCGUGAGCGACUCCACUCUCAAUGCAUUUGCGCGCUGGAUGACGCCGGCACCAAGUUGCAGUCUUCGCUACCAGAGUGCUGAUGUCACCGUCACCAGUACUUUUGCAGCCGGUGGCUCGCGGGUCUUCACCGUGGACGUUACGGAAGUUGCGCGUGCACAGCUCGUGGCCGGAAGCGCUGCGGUAGCCGUGUCCACUGCUUCGCCACCCACGGUCACGGGCAUGGCCCCUGGCAGCAGCUCCGUGCGUCUCAUGGCCGGAGGUCGCUUGGUGGCCGCAGUCCCCGUCGAGGUAGCAAGUGAUCCCGUCGACAUUAUUGGCUUGGAUGUCGUCCUGGCCACGGCCAUUUUCGUACUUGAGCCCAAUGACAAUGUGCGCUUUGAGCGCCUGUCCAUGGUUCCGGCCGAGUGUCAGCUAGAGACGGCCCUUGAUGUUGAGGGCAAGUCGGCGACCGUUGUGGCCUCGGCAGUAGCAUCAGACGGCACGCGCAUAGCCGUUACCGCUGCAGACGGCCUGGUGCUUGCCUCAUCCAAUCCCACGGUCCUGGUUCCUGGAGUGGACGAAGUCUUGGCGGGGUCGGAAACGGAUGCUGCCAUCCUCUCAGCAACGUGGGCCGCCUGUGGCGAGACCUUGGCGACCAGCGAGCAAGAAGUGUCGGUAGAAUUGGGCGAUCCGAUUGGUGUCGUCUUUACCCAGGUAGCCAGCUCCGUCGUGCACUCGAGUGACCCACUGGCGCAGCAUGGCAGUGUAGCUGUCAAGUCCAGCAUCCGCGUGUUUUUGCAGUUUGAUGGCAGCGCUGACAAGGACGUUACCGAUGAUGCGCGCACCGUCUUCAAUUUCCCUGCUGAGCUCGUGGAUGUGAGCGUUCCUGCAGGCUCGACCACAGGCGAAAUUGUGGCCCGAGAAGCUGGUGUGACGGGAACCGCCACCAUUACCGUUUCGUUCACCCAUCUCAACGAAACUCUCAUCGCCAGUCUUCCAGGCAACAGCGUCAGCCUGGACGUGGUGCGCCUAACUUCAGUCGAGGUCGCCUCUGCGCCAUUCCCCGUCUACUCAGGCUCAAGCUCAUUUUCGGAGACAACCUUGAGCCAAAUUGGGCCAACUGGCAUUUAUCAGCAAGCAGAGCUCUCCAUGACGCUCGUGGUCAGCGAUGGGCGGACCUUUUCCGUCGACACACACGCAAACGCAGACUACGGCGUGUACAGCCCAGGCACCACCUCGAGCGCUACGGGAGUCAUCAGCAUUGCACGCAGCGGCAGUGAUCGGGUCGUGACGGCCCUGGCUGCCGGAACAGUCGAUGUAGUUGGCUCUUUUGCUGGCAUGCCCGUGUCGUCAGCGCUUGUGCUGACGGUCAGCGACACCCCCGUCACCGUCACCGCCCUGCAGAGCAUGACCUUCCCUAGCACAGUUGCUGGCUUUGCCUCGACGGCAACAGGCCAAGCUCGAAUGCACGCGCUUUUCAGCGACGGCACUCGCUACACAAACCUGUUUGCCUCCAACGGCAAUCCAGCCCUGCCAGGCUUGGUAUCCUUCAGUCUGAGCACCACUGUGCCGGCCAGCGUGGACCAAAACCGUGGCACGGUCACGCUUCUUGGCAACUACCAUGAUUAUGUGACCCUCACCGCCACUGCCGUCGGAACUUCUGUGACGGCCUCGGCUGACUUUGCUUGCAACCUUUACCCUGACACCAACGACGCGGACCUCGGGAACCUUAACGGCAUUCCCUUGCCUCCCACCGCUGUUGGCGCGCAGCUCAAUGUGCGCGUCGCGCUCAACACGGGAAGUGUGGCCUUUGGCGCUUUUACAGUUAACGUGUACUACGAUGAGACGAAGCUUCAGGCCAUCGAUGAUGGCUUUAUCCUUGGCAAUGACUGGGAGGAUGGCCCUUUUUCAGCGCGUACGAAUAAUCCCCCGGGCGAGUAUCAAGUGACGGGUGUAGCUGGCGGCUCCAGCGACCGCGGAACCAACUACCACCUGGUGACGCUGCCCUUCACGGUCAUUGGAUCUGGACUAACUCAGCUGACGGGCGUUAUUGAGACCCUCAACCGCGCGGACUCGGCAACAGCCGUCCCUAUUGGCACUCCCAAUCGCCAAAUGGUGGCCGGCGUGGUAAAUGUGCAGCUGACGGGUGCAGACCGUCGCCGGAGCAUUCAAGUGUCCUCGAAUAAUGUGACAUUCGGCGUUGACUAUGAACACGCUUCUUCACGUUUGAACGAGGACUCGCCUCAACGCGACGUUGCAGUGCCACCCCCCAUGUUUACUCGGGUGCAACCAAGACUUGAAGCCGCCCGCGCUCGGUACGCGCAGGACUUGGCGCUUCAUGGCACACCGGCCAAUGUGACCCGCCAGCGCCGAGCCGCCUGCACGGGCAAGGCUGAGUAUGGCGAUGCGGACGGCAACUGCGUCUUUGACAUUGCAGAUGUGGCAUAUACUCUGCAGUACAUUGUCGAGGCUUUGGUCGACUUUACCGGCAGCUUUGGCGCCGCUUUUGACGAUAUCACCGAGCGCCAGAUCAAGGACAUGGAUGCGGAUCGCAAUGGUGUUGUGGACGGCACCGAUGCCUUUUACAUGGUCAAGGCCCUCGUGCUGCUCUCCCGCUUCGUCGAUAACCUGGUGGCCUCUCCCAUCAAUGACACAGACGGCUCGGGUUGCACAUUGCGGCUGGCCGUUGACGUUUUCGAAGCGGGCGACGAGAUCGAUACGUCCCCCGCCACGGCACCUACUACCGAGGUUUACUUUCUCCUCAUGUCAACGCGCAGUACCAUGAAGCAAGAAUUGCAAGAUUCGUCGGACAACUGUGUCGCCUGCGAAGGCGAGGUACUGCCUCUUGUCCUGCAAAGCACUCGGAAUAGAGCAUAUGGUGGCGUGGUCAAGGCUGUACGCGAGGGUGAGACGGCGACUUGGCGCAUGGCCAUUCAAACGGACAUGACGUACGAGACGGUGGGCAGCAUCGGCGUGUCGGUGCUCGUAGUAACCUUUUCCCCUACCAGCGAGACCAACGACAACCGCCUCGAUACCAUUGUUGGCCCGCCGGAGCGUGUGCAGAGCUUUACGUACAAUGAUCGACUCGAGUUUGACCUCCCGGUCUUCAACGGCCAGUCGGUGGGCUUUGUCUCCACCGGCUUCAGCCCUCAUGUGAGCUUUAUCAACGACCUGGCUUCAUCGGCCUGUACCAACGAUCAUGCGCCCGUCUUUGAAAACGCUACCUACGAAGUCGCGGUAUACGAGAACCUGACCGUGGGCAGCAUUGUACUGCGCGUGGCCGCCACAGAUCAGGACGUGGGCCGCAGUGCGCAGCUCACUUACUCGAUCGUAGCCCGGAACGACGACCCUGUCAACUUUGUUAUUGAUAGCUCGACCGGCGAUAUUCGCACCACCUUGCCCCUCGACCGCGAGACCGUGGCGCAGUUCCAACUGGUCAUUCAGGCCCGUGAUGGCACCUUCCCUUAUCGAACUAACACAACCACUGUGACGGUAACGGUAGCAGACCUCAACGAUAACCACCCUGUCUUUGUGGCAUCCCCCACGCCAGGAGCUCGUUUCACGCCCGCUGGGGGUUUGCUGGCCGAGUACGAGGUGGACGUGCGCGUAGGCUCAGCAGAAAAUACGGUUAUACUGCAGCUCAACGCCACUGAUGCCGAUUCGGCCCCGUUUGCCACCAUCAGCUAUGAACUGCGAGGCUCUUCCGCCUCCAAUGGCGAGUAUGUUUUGAAUGCAGCCACGGGUGAACUUACCGUGGCGGCGCUCAUUCUGCGUGAGAGCGGAAGCACGGUCGUCUUCCAGGUCAGCGCGGUCGAUUCAAUGGGCCUCGCAACCGAUGCCAACGUCAUUCUGAACUUGAUCUAUGAAGUGGACCUGCUGUACUACACGAAUGAAUACGAAGGCCGUGAGGGCAGCGUCACGGCGCACCUGGGCCCCGCGGCCAUCACGCAGUCUUAUUCCACCGUUGCGUCUGCCAACUCGCGCUUAAGUGCCCGCCUGAUUACUACAGACGUUUACCCAGACGCUACAGCACUCAAGGUGCUCUUGCACGUUCAAAAUGAUGUCUUUGGUGCCCCUGCGUCUUCCGUGUCGGUGCGCGUGCAGGUGACGCCUGGACCAGAUUUACUCUUUGACCUGGGCGGUGCCUCGCCCACCGACUUUCUCCGAGAGGGUACAUGCCUGGCCGGCGUGGCUACCAACCGGUUCUCGCGCUACGGUGUUUGUGUGGCCACUGUCUCCGUUCCAACGGCGUGGUUCGCGCAAGCAAGCGCCAUCCGUCAUUUGCGCGUGAGCUACAACUUUGUUGACGAGCGUCUCACGCCCGCAACUCUGGGUAACGUGCAGCUUCACCCCGAGGUCACCUGGAGUCUCUCAGACAACGUGCUCGUGGUUAUGCCCCUGCACCCUGUUUUCAUUGGGGAAGAGGCGACGGCCACGGUGUAUGCCAAGUCGAAUUUUCCCAUUACCAACUACGAAUUGCGUUUUGAAUCAUCCGCUUAUCUGCCCAUCGUGGGCAUCGAUUUUCCCUCGGAUGCUUGGUCGGGACCCGUCUCGGCUUCAUCUGAUUACCGGUAUACGGUCAAUGCCAUCCGCGAGCUAGAUGAUGUGGCCGAUGCCGAGACGACCGAGCCGGAGGUCAUUGCCUACGUGCGGAUGCGCGUCGCAGACGCCGCUUUAGCCAACUCAUCCCUAACAUUGGCCUGUGUCAUCUCGGCACUGGGUUCCAGCAAAGAGUCCUCCAUCCGUCCGGGCGGCCAAGCGACCCCCGUCGAGGCCACCUUUGUGGACAUGGCCACCAUCAGCGGCGUGGAUCGCACCACCACAGGCCUUGUACGCCCAGCCGCGCUUCAGGUACAGGCAUUUGUUGCCCAAGCUGCUGCGACUGAACUCGUAAACACGGCUAUUUUAAGCGGCCGCCCAGUCACGUCCGGCGUGACCCUGGUUAGCGCGCUGGCCAACGGUACACUAGUCUUGCAAGACCCUACAGCCGCUGCUGUGUCUUGCGUAGCCGGCAACACGACUGUGCUCAACGUGCGCGAGGACUGCAGCGAGCUGCUCCUCUCGGGUGCUGAGUCGCAUGGCCAAGCGGAGGCUUCGGUUAUCUUUGCCCUUGCGCGCAAUGAUUCCGCCGUGCUUCUUGCGGAGGCUCAUGCCCGAGUGUGGGCGCCGACCCUUCCUGUUGAGCUUGAAGUUGACGACACCACGCUACGACGUGUGGCAAACUGGUCUUGGUUUGACACCGAUGCCAGCAUCUGCCGACCAAAGUAUCAAAACACACGCCUGCGGGCUUUUGCCACGUUUUCGUACGGCGCUCAGGCCUACCGGGCACGCGUGUCGUCCCUUGUGGUGCUCGGCGCAUCCUCAAGCAACACGAGUGUGGCGCGCGUCGAGAGCGACGGGCAGGUGAGCGCUUGGAGACCUGGCAACAUCACAAUUGCCAUCGACCACGCGCAGCGUCAAGGUCGAGACCUGGGCUCGGUGACACUGACUGUGCUGGAAGAAGAUGCCAGCAGUGCACUCGGCUUGCUAGUUUCCCGUCUGGAGCUGCACGCGUUCACCAAUCUGACCGCUGCCCCCUUGGCCAGCCCGCUCGUAGACCUGGAUUCGAGCUCGGUCGUCUUUGUUCAUCAAGUUUUUGACGUCGAGGACCGCGUUGGGGCCGUAGCUGCCUAUGCCGUCUUUGAAGAUGGCGCGCGCAUGGAACUCAGUCCCGAGCAGGGUCUGCGCCUGAAUUCGCUGGAUCCCGCCGUUUUAGCCGUGUCCGCCACGGGUGUCUCAUCCUACGACCACGCCCAUGUGGUCGCCAAGGGUGCUGGGUCAGGCCCGCUGCUCCAGGGCACGUGGCUGGCUGAAUGUGCGAAUGACAGCAUGGCCGAGCUUGCCACGGGCCAAGCGCAAGUGCUCGUGACCAUUCCCAAGCCCUACGCGGUCGAAGUUACUGUGACUGCUCAUGAGUUGACUCGACUCACGGACCCAGCGGCCUUGGCGGGCGUACCAACCGAGACUGCCGUGCGCGUGGUGCUGCUGUCUCUUGCUGCGGAUGGAACAACCGUGCGUCGGGACAUGACGACUGACGACCGCACCAUCUUCAACUCAACCCUGGCCAAUGGCCUGUUUUCAGCUUGUGCUGACAACGACGUUGUGUGCGGUGCAUCAAGCACAGCCCUGGGCUCCUCUGGCCCCGUUGUUCGUUCUGUCAGCGACGCAACAGGCAAUGGUGCAGCGUGGCUGCAGGUGCACUUUACGCAUGUGGACGUGGUUGGCAAUGUGUCGUUGACCCUGGUUACUGCCAGGGAAACGCGUGUGGAGGCUCACCCAUACCCUGCGUACACCGGCAGCAGUGCGUACGACGUGUCUGUCCUGCGACGUUAUGCCAAUCCUAACACCGCAGCUACAGCCGUGCGUCAACGGGCCGUUUUAUCCGUCGUGGUGGAGCUAUCAACAGGCGAGGAGUUGGACGUCACCUCGUUGCCCUCAACCACACUCCGCUUGACAACCAUUGAGAAUGAGACGGUGCCAUCAACGCUGGUGAUCCUGGACCUGAAUUUGCGCGUAGUAUCCGUUGCUGCUGCUGCAGAGACAGUGCUGCUAACCUCGGACAUUUACGUGGUAGCUCGCGCGACCUUGGGCAACUUUACCGCCCUCCCCGUGGCUCUGCGAGCCACAGACGAACCCGAUGAGCGGGCCGCCGUGGUAGGCUUUGAAAACAUUCGGGUAGCCAACGCCCCUGUCGUGAACGGUGCGUUCGUUUUGCAGGUCGUGUCUGGUUCUUACGGCCAGGUGGCCUGCGGUGCGCACUUUAGCGACGGCACACAGCAUCCAAAUCUGGUGGCGGCAGACGGAACCUUUCUCCUGCCGGGUGCGCUCAGCUUUGGCAGCUCUCAAAGCAGCGUGAUCACGACAACCAGCACGGGUCGCCUCAUUCUCUCGGAGAACUAUGAGCUCCCCAUCACCAUCACCUUGGGCUUGCGCAACGCCAUCGUGUUUGCGAGUGUUUCUGUCAUUGCCAACCCUCUGCCCGCGGUAGGAGACGUUGAUCUGGGCCGCCAAGGUAACUUUCCUUUAGCCGAUGUCCUGGUAGGCGAGAGCUUUGACGUCCCGGUUUACAUCAACACGGGCACCUUGCCCUUGGGCGCCAUUGAUCUGCAGAUUGUGUACAGCAGUGCUCACCUGGAGAUUCCUACCACCUCGGCCGGUGUGGCUGUGCGUCGUGGUCGUGACUGGCCUGGUGGCAGCGUGUACGCGGUGGUCGAUCCUCCCGGAACGCUGAGCUUUGGCGGUGUCACGGCCGUUGAUUCAACGGCCAAGGGUGAACUGCUUGAGAUUGCCGUCGUCACCUUCCGAGCCCUGACUGCGACCGCAGGCUCAAUCCCCAUCCAGGGGCACGUCGUGACCAUGGCCUCCAAUGACUUGCAAGGCACUUUUAUCGGCUCGGCGGAAGAGCGAGACUUUGUUGCUGGAUGGAACGUGUUUGUUCGCGUCGCGGCAACAGGCAACAGCCGACGUCGCCGUGCCGAAAAUACAGUCGCUCGCUCCAGCCCAACUGAAGCGGCUUUAAGCAUGGAUCUGCCCUUGCCAUCGGCUUUGACGCCCCGUGCACGCCGCAGCGCGAAUUCUUGUACCACUGCACCUUGUGCUGCCUGCCCGCUGACGCGCGAGAACGGGGACACAAACGGAGAUUGCGUCUUUGAUAUUCGUGAUGUUGGCUAUCUGCAAACCUACUUGGCCGAGCGUCAACUGGACUUUGCUCGCGCCCAAGGCCAAAUUCUCAACGCAAGCUUGAUCCCUGUCCAGCUGUCCAACAUGGAUGCCAACUUGGACUCGGUCAUCACGGUGGCAGAUGCUGAGUUCUUGGCGCGCGUCAACUUUGGCAUGCUGCGCUUCCCGGCCGAGCUGACGAUCGUCCCAGUGCAAGACAAGACCUCGGGCGGCUACAUCAAUGUCAACGUCACAGUGCGGGGCAAGGGUGACACGCAGACUCGCAGCGACAAGACCAUGAUUUUUGUUGACUUCGCCUACGAUAACCCCAGCGUGCAGCCGCUUUUUGAGAGCACCCAGCUGUACAAAGGAACGCGUCGCACCGAGGGUGACAAGCCCGUCAGCAUGGCGGGCUUUGUCGUACAGGCCGAACGCGAGGGGCCUUUGUACAACAACUUUGAAGACACGACGCCUCCCAACCGAUGCUAUCAGCAGGCAGCCAGUGGCAACACAUGCUCAAGCGGCGUGCGCGGCCCCCGGUUCUACUUCAAUUCGGGCACCGAGACCUGCGAAUCGUUUGAGUACUUUGGUUGCGGUGGCAACACCAACAACUUUGCCACUCUGCAGGCCUGUGUGGACAUGUGUGUGCCCUCGUUCAGGCAUUCGGUCAUGCUCAACACUUCGCUCAAGCUUGACAAUAUCGGUGUUUCAUUGGUGAUGGUGACCUUCAGCUCGGAGGGUCAGGUCAACGUCGGCCGAGACGUCUUUUUGACCGGCGUGGUCAGUGGUGACGUUCCUUACGCGACAUUAAUCGACUACCAACUCAGCCUGCAGGCCUUUGCGGGCGCCCCGCUGCAGACAGUCCAGGUGCUUGCUUCAUCCGGUUAUGCGCCCCUGUUGACCUUUAAUAACACGAUGACCACGGCCGAGGCAGUCAACGAUCACGCGCCAGUAUUCAGUGGGACGUUACAAACGCGAAUUCGCGAGGAUCAUGACAAUAGCACCGUAUUGUACCAGCUCAACGCCACGGAUAAUGAUGAAGGCCAAACUGGCCUGAUUACCUACAGGCUGGAGAGCAGCUCCGUGAUAGUGGAGGGAGAAGAUUUUGUGGUGCCCCCCUUCCGUCUGAAUGGCCGCACGGGUGCGGUCACCCUCAUGCAGGCCAUUGAUUACGAGGUCAGCAAGCAGCACAAUGUGACGGUGGCCGCCACGGAUAAUUCACCACCGCGGCCCCGUACCACGCUGGCCACACUGGCAGUCGCCGUGACAGAUGUCAACGACAAUGCACCCAUUUUUGCACAAUCAUACGCCGACAUCCGCAUUUCGGUCGAUACACCGGUCAACACGGCUCUGACGCGUCUGUCAGCCACAGAUGCAGACUCCAACACAGUAGAGGGCGGCCCAAAUGCGCGCAUCACCUACCACAUUGUCGGUGAUGACGCCUUUGCGAUCAGUGAUACCGGGCUGAUCACAACCGCUUCCGAACAAAGCCGUGCUCUGCGCUCCACUGUUCGGUUCAUUGUCAACGCGACGGACGGAGGAACACCCACGCUCUGGAGCACGGCUGAGGUUGUCGUGGCCGUCAUCAACGACGACUACCUGGUUACCCUCACCACAGCCCCUGACUAUGACACCUUCAACAGCCUCUACGAUAACGCCACCGGCAUUCACCCUUGCCUGGAAGUGCUCGCCCAGACCCUCAACGGCGAGCUUCGUGACAUUGAGGUGUCACGAAACCCCAGCUCGCCCACAGAGUUGACGGAUAUUACAUUUUACGUGCUCACGUCGGGUGGCGAGGUGCGCAGCGCCAGCGAGGUGGAAGAUGACCUCCGCAGCAUCACCGACUUUCAGCAGUGCACGCUGCGUGCGCUGGGCGGCGAUACCGACAAUGCAUUCCAGGUAUCGCUGGUUCACUUUGACGACAGCGGCUGCCGUGAUCCGUUGACCGACUUGAGCAAUUUGACUAGAGUGUUCCAUGGCGAGUGCCUCAAUGACGAGGCUGCUGGUCGCUCGUCCCGCGUGACGGUUCUCUCGAAUGGCCUUAUGGAUGUAGACAUUUACGAAACCCCCAACUGCAAUGGCGUAGCCCAGCAGUUUUUCAGUAUCACGAACAAUACGUGCGUGACUGUCCCCUCCUUGGACCCGGAUCGUUCUGCCCCUUACUCGUUCACGGCCACCUAUGAGCUCUUUGAGGAUUCGGAGGAGACGGCCAGUACGAGCAGGGCGGCCAUCCCCGCAGGCUUUAUUGCAGCCGUAGCUUCGGCUUCGUUGGUCGCCUUGAUCAUCUUACUCGUGUUGUUGAUCCGCUUCCAGCGUCAGCGACGUCAGAUCAUUAACGCGCGCAAGAUGGUUCUGGCUCAUCACGGUGACGUGACGUUUGGCACGCCCGAACCUAUGCGCAAAGAGCACGACCAGCAGACUGUGUUUGCGGGUGGCGAGGUUGACCCGUUGACGGGUGAGGUGGUACAAUACAAAGAAACGACCAAUGUCGUGGACGAGGAUCGAACGGGUGGCCCCAUGCCGUCCAUGUUUGGUGGUCUGCGCUCCAACCCGCUGUUUGGCAACCGAACCGCCUUUUCGGGCUUGGGUAUGGAAGGUGAAGAGGAGGUGGUUGCUUCCGACUCGGACGAGUCGGACGAUUUAUCUGACCUGUCCGCCGGGGCCAUGGACGAGAUUAUGGACGAUCUGAGUGAUUUUGAGAUGUUUGAACAGGAUUAUCUUGAGGCCACCGCUGCUACCGAAGGUGCCCCUGCGCACGCUGGUGGACAAUUCAAGAACCCGCCCUUCCUUAGUGGUGGUGGUGGUGGUGCGUUUGACUUGGAUGAUCUUUCGGACUUUGAGGACGUGACUGAGGAUGGACCAGCAGAGCCUUACCUGCGUGUGGAGGCUUCAGACGACUCUGACUUUUCAACCGAUGAUGAGGAGGGCGGUGCCUUUGGGGCCAUGGACGAUCUCCUCAACAUGGCACCACUCCGCAGUAUUCUCAAGUCUCCUGGUGCUGAUAGCACCAAUUCUGGCCCGCGCAAGGUAUCGUUCGGCGAAGAUGACAGUGAUGCCGACGAUGACGAUGAUGAGCGUCAUGAUGAAAUGGGCCAAGCUACGCUUUAUCGUCAACGCCCGGGGCGCAAUCAGCGUCGCCAAAUCGACAGCGUAGAUAUUGAAGCAGAGCUGGUCAUCCCACAAGUGCAAUACGAGGACGUCGUCGCCAAUCUGCAACCCAUGUCCCAAGGUCAGGGGGGCGGACCUGCAAGUACCCACGGUGGUGCGGAUCCGCAGGAUAGUGACUCGGACUUUAGCACUGGCCCAGCCAUUGCGGACCGUGACAGUGUUAGCGAAUCAGACUCGGACGAUUCCGACUCGGACUCGAUGGACUAUGGCUCGGGUUUUGAGGAUGAGGACGAUGAUGUGGGCACUUCUCAAUUUGCCGCAGUCCGCGGCAUGUGGAACUCUUCCCAUCUUCGCAAUUAG
Monosiga brevicollis MX1 is the source of this 30333-nucleotide messenger RNA. RefSeq lists its product as uncharacterized. NCBI's taxonomy places the organism in Eukaryota, Choanoflagellata, Craspedida, Salpingoecidae. Bases 1 to 30333 code for a protein of 10110 amino acids. Gene Ontology annotation, cellular component: plasma membrane. Gene Ontology annotation, molecular function: calcium ion binding; serine-type endopeptidase inhibitor activity. The record is from RefSeq and is a predicted model, not a curated record. The transcript has 7 exons. Gene Ontology annotation, biological process: homophilic cell-cell adhesion; polysaccharide catabolic process.